CGCGGGCCUUUUAAAAAAAGAAACAAAAAACACAUUCUGCUAAAUAUGUCAGACAAUGUUGCACAUCUAGUAGAUUCGAUAGCAGAUCUUAAAACCAUAUUAGGUAGCCGGCUGUGAUGUUUAUCAGGCCACCUUAAGACCUUAAAACGCUAAUUACAUUAUCCGGAAGAGAGUAGUAGCAACUACCUGGUUCUGUGUAGCUACAAUUCUGAAGUGGACGAUGCCUUUCUCGGUGGGACACGAAUAAUGGGGGCAGGGUCACUGCUAAGCCACAAACCAUGACAAUGCAGACUGGGACGCUCGUGAUUUCUUGGACCAUGCACUAAAGGAAAUUAAUUCGGUUAAAACAUUAUGUCGGGCCCAUGAAUUUCAGUUUCGUUUUGGAGUGAACCUUGCGUGGAGUAAGAGAACACAAGUUGCGGUGCUCGUCAACCUAUUAGCUAACAAACAAACUAUGGCGAUUGCACAUGUAGCUACUGAGUAUGUUUUCUCAGACUUUCUACUUAAAGAACCAACAGAUACGAAGUACAAAGGAGUGCGAUUGGAACUCGCGGUGGAUAAAAUCGUCACUUGUAUCGCAGUUGGUCUUCCCUUGUUACUCAUCUCUCUUGCCUUUGCUCAGGAAAUUUCCGUAGGCACUCAGAUCAGCUGCUUCGCUCCCACUAACUUCUCCUGGCGUCAGGCGGCCUACGUGGACUCCUACUGCUGGGCUGCUGUGCAGAAAAGCCACCUGUUAGACGAUGAGAACAGCCGCGUGCCCCUCUGGCUGCAUAAGUUCUUCCCUUACAUCCUCCUGCUCGUGGCGAUCCUGAUGUACAUCCCCUCCCUGUUCUGGCGUUUCACAGCAGCGCCUCAUCUCUUCUCCGACCUCGCAUUCAUCAUGGGAGAGUUCGACCGCACGUACAACCGGGCCAUCAAACUAGCCGCCAUUGACCCCCAGAGCAGUGCUGGGGAUCUCACGGAAACAUGCUUCAGGUACCCUAUAGUGGAGCAGUACCUCAAGACCAAGAGACACUCCAAGAGCCUCGUGAUGAAGUACCUCUUCUGCAGAGUGCUGACUCUGGUCAUUCUGCUGUUGGCCUGCCUCUACCUAGGCUAUUACAUCAACCUGGCGUCCAUCACGGACGAGUUCAGCUGCAACAUCCGCACUGGCAUCCUGAAAAAUGACAGCACCAUCCCCAAUGCCCUGCAGUGCAAGCUGGUGGCCGUGGGCGUCUUCCAGCUUCUUAGCUACAUCAACCUGAUCAUCUACAUCCUGCUGGCCCCGGUGAUCGUGUAUGCUACUUUUGCGCCCCUGCUGCAAGGCCCAGAUUUCCUCAAGCCCUAUGAAAUGCUGCCCAACUCCUGCGUGCUGGACUUGGGUGGGCGCUUCUAUGACGACCUUAGCAUAUACCUGCUCUUCUUGCAUGAGAACCUUAGCGAGCUCAAGUCCUACAAGUGCCUGAAAGUGCUUGAGUUGCUGACGGAGAGAGGUGGGGGGGUGGAGACCUUCGACAUGAUGGGCCUACUCAGCACCCUCGGCCAGGUGAAGACGGAUGCUGUGGACGGGAAGGUUCAGAAGGGCAAUGGCCUGGCAGCCAAGCCGGAUCAUGACCGCAAUGGCACUGAGAUGAAAGACAUGUCUUCCCCGUUACUGGAAGGAGGGCAGAAGGAGGAUGGACAGUGCUGUGACAAGGUUGCAUUACGUCAGCGGGUCAGCUAACGGCUGAACGAGAGGCUGUUUGAUACAAACGUGAUGCGUCUGAUCAGACUUCAUGAACUUCACAUUUUGGAGGAGAAUCGUGUGCCCUACAGCAGAACACUGGGAGAGUUUGCCGUGAACCGCCAGUUUCUGUGAAUGCAUCCUGGCUUUCAUUUUUUAACCGGAAUUUUUAAUUCCGAAAGAACGUUGUAUUUACAGAUCGAAGUUUCAUAAAGGUUUUGGUUCUGAGAAUCAUAUCUGGGACAAAAUUCCUUUUUAACAGAAACCUUUUUGCAUUUUUCUUUUAUUGUUGUGAGCGGUUAAUAUUUAUUGUGGUGUAGAAUUUGCACUGUGGCUAGGUGUGUUUUGUGUAGUUUUUCCCCAUGCUGUAACAUUAGCAAAGCAAUUUGCAGCUGAGCUGGCCUGGUGGUGGAAAUAAUUACAAGAAUAAAAUUUUAGAGAAAUAAUGCUGUUGAAUUUUUUCCUCCUACACACUGCUACCUUAUUAGAGUGAUUCAAGGACCUUUGGGUCGAUAAUGUUGAGAUUCAGCUGUCAGAUUCAGUUGGUUACGUUUGUUUUCUUGUUUUUAAUUAAAAUUGUGCCAGUUUGUAGUUUUCACUCUUUGGUCUCAUCUGCUGUACUGUCUCACUUUGCAACGGGAACAGCAUGUUCUGGAGAGUGCAUGUGUGAGGGGAAGGUUGAAAAGAACAAGUAGCUGCUCAUGGUUAUUUCAUGGGGAAAUAUUUGUUGUUAUAAAAACGUAUUGUUUGAUGUUAGCGUGAAACGUGUUGAUGACAAAAUGUAUGAGAAGGGUUAGGGUAAUGUAUGGUUCAUUCUCCCUCCCUUCACCAUCCAAGGUUUUCAGCUUUUUAAGCAAUGCAGUGUGUGAAUAGUAAAUGGAAUGUGUUGCAUGUAAUUUGUUUAGAAUGUUCUCUGUAGUUGGCAGUUUUCCUUUUUGAUUCACCAUACUUUCUGUUUUUGAAAAAAGCAUCCAUGGCUUGGUUUAUUACUUUGAAUGGUCAGAACUGUUCUCACAGUUACAUGUACUUAUCAGUUGAAAGGCAUCCAACUUCAUUAUUGCAAUGUACAAGUACUUGUGCUGUUCAAAAGCUUUGUUCUUGUUUUUUCCUGUUUUUCUAUGUUGUGCUAAAGUACCCAUUUUCUCCCCGAUGACACAUACGUGCAUUGGUUCCUCACUGCUUGCACAAGACUUAAUAUUGUUCUUGUUCAUAAUGUUCAGUAUGUCUCUGGUGUGGGUUGCUGCAAAGUUUUAAGGAUUUAUUUAAGAGCAGUACAAACCGGGCAAAAUUGUCUUUUCAUUUAAAAUGCAUAGAAAAGGUUAAGUUAAAGUAUAGGGGCAAGGAUUCUCGGUCCAGUACGAGUCCAGUCUCAUAAACCGAGUUACACGAUGUGAAGUAUUCAGGGUGAAAGUGAUGCGCACCUUGAUGUCACUGAAACGGGUCUAGUUCUUAGUUUGUCUCCAGACACCUUUAUUCAGUAAACUGUCUAUAGGUAAUGUUUUUUUUGUACAGAAUGCAGGAUGCCAUUUUAAUAAACUGCUGAAAACUCUA
Messenger RNA from Anguilla anguilla (European eel), 3253 nucleotides. RefSeq names its product pannexin-1-like. Gene Ontology annotation, biological process: monoatomic cation transport; positive regulation of interleukin-1 production. The record is from RefSeq and is a predicted model, not a curated record. The transcript is spliced from 5 exons. Bases 455 to 1702 code for a protein of 415 amino acids. Lineage: Eukaryota; Metazoa; Chordata; Actinopteri; Anguilliformes; Anguillidae. Gene Ontology annotation, molecular function: channel activity.